Molecule: messenger RNA, 1095 nt
Organism: Quercus lobata
Lineage: Eukaryota; Viridiplantae; Streptophyta; Magnoliopsida; Fagales; Fagaceae
Product: F-box protein At3g07870-like
Exons: 2
Coding region: 1-1095 (364 amino acids)
Molecular function (GO): protein binding
Source: RefSeq, a predicted model, not a curated record
AUGAAGGAUUCUCUCCCUGGAGAUAUCACUCUACGGAUAUUCUCACUGCUUCCACUGUAUCUUGUCCUCAGACUAAGGUUGGUUUGCAAGGCUUGGUAUGCACUAAUCACUGAAUUUGCGGUCAAAUACUUGAAACGCUCAAAGGAAACCUCUCUUGGGAUCCUUUGCUGUAACUCUCGUUGUAUUUCUUCCGGUGUGUUUUCCCUUGACAUAUCUUCUUUACAAAUAAGAGGUGAUAUUAAGACUUUGGUGACAAAAACCUUGUCUAUCUCUCCCCGAUUCGCAUUCAAUAGUUCUAUAAACGGUUUGAUUUGCUUGGACGAUGCCAAACACAAUAUUCAUGUAUUUAAUCCCACCACCGGAGAGUUUGUUACUCUUCCACCUUGUCAUCUCAGUUCUUAUGUAAUUGGGUUUGGAUAUUCUUAUAUAACUGGGUUUGGAUAUUGUCCUUUGACAAAGCAAUAUAAAGCGGUCAAAAUUUUUCAAGAUUUUUUUAAAUUCGGAACUCCAAUCAAGGCUGCAGUAAUAACCAUGGGUGCUCCUUCUAAUUCAUGGAGAAUCAUUGAAAGUAGUCCACCAUACAAAUGCGAUGGGGGAGCAAUCUAUUUGAAUGGUACUCUAUUCUGGUUGAGUUGUACUGAAGAAAUUAUGCAACUUGCCAUUACAGCAUUUGAUGUCAGUGAUGAAACAUUCCGAAUUAUCCGUCUACCUCCAAAAGUUUUAAGUCGUAAUCUGAAUUGCUUGGCAGAACAGGAAGGAAGGUUGUGUUUAGUUAAAUUCGACCGCGAGAAGGAAUAUUUUGAGAUAUACAACAUGCUAGAGGAUUUUCAAUGGAUAUCUCAAUAUAGAGUCUCUAUAAAUGAUUUUGAACCACAUUGUGCAAACCACUAUUUUUGUGGUUAUGUAUUCAUAUGUCUCAAGAAAGGGAAAAUGACACUAUGGUCAAAAUUGAUGCAAAAAUGGAUUUUCUAUGAUAUCAAGAGUAGAGCCAUUGAAACUAUUCAAGUUGGUGACGCUAAUGAGAAAAUGAUUACAAGUCCUGAUCUAUUAAUUUGUCCUUAUGAGGAAAGUUUGACCCCUAUUUGUAGUUGCUAA